Messenger RNA from Phyllostomus discolor (pale spear-nosed bat), 959 nucleotides. RefSeq names its product receptor activity modifying protein 2 (gene RAMP2). Bases 171 to 767 code for a protein of 198 amino acids. The record is from RefSeq and is a predicted model, not a curated record. Gene Ontology annotation, molecular function: coreceptor activity. The transcript is spliced from 5 exons. Gene Ontology annotation, cellular component: cell surface; signaling receptor complex; membrane. NCBI's taxonomy places the organism in Eukaryota, Metazoa, Chordata, Mammalia, Chiroptera, Phyllostomidae. Gene Ontology annotation, biological process: receptor internalization; angiogenesis; cellular response to hormone stimulus.
CGCUUCAGCCCGCCGGCCCCGGGCGUCGCCCCCGCCCCCCGCGUGGCCGCCGCCGCCGUCCCAGCCCCUGCGAGGAAGCGGCGCGGCUUCCUGCGGCCGGGGCCGGGAUAUAGGCGCCCCCGCCCGGGCUCGGCGCCGCCGCCCCUCCAAGCUUGCCUGCCGCGCGCGCGAUGGCCCGGCUCCGGGCAGAGAGUGCCGCCGGCGGCCGGUGGAUCCCGGCGACCCGCGCGGGGGGACCCUCAGCGCUCCGCCUCCUCCUCCUGCUGGGCGCUGUCCUGAAGCCCCAGGGUGCCGCGGCUCAGCUUCUUACCACCCCAGGCAGCUUGGAGUCAGAAGCUGUCCGGAAGCCCCAGGAAUCCGUGGCUCAGCUUUUUACCACCCCAGGCGUCUUGGAGUCAGAAAGGAAGAUGAAUGAAGAGUACCGUGACAGAAUUGAAGACUGCUGGGAAAACUAUACGGAUUAUAUGGACUCUAUCAAAGGAGACUGGUGCAACUGGGCCAUCAUUAGCAGGCCUUAUAGCUUCCUGCAGAACUGUUUGGAAGAGAAUGCGGAACGCUUUCACCUGGGCUUCCCCAAUUCCAUGGCGGAACACUUCAUCUUUCAGACUCACCAGAUCCACUUUGCCAACUGCUCCUUGGUGCAGCCCACCCUCUCAGACCCCCCAGAAGAUGUGCUUCUGGCCAUGAUCAUAGCCCCCAUCUGCCUCAUCCCCUUCCUGGUCACCCUCGUGGUGUGGAGGAGUAAAGACAAUGAGACUCAGGCCUAAGGGGGCAGGAGUUUCUCAGCAGCCGCCUCACUCCUUUCUCCUUCCACCACCAGGUCUCUCUCCUCGUCUCCCCACCCCCUUCUCUCACUCGCUCCCCAUAUGGAGCCUUAGACUUGGUGGGAAUGGAGCUGGGUGGGGUCAUGGCACAAAUUCUGUAAUCUUCAAAAUAAAAGGUUUCUUUUGUACACUGUC